UGCGUGUCGCUUGACUACAGAUGCGUUCAGGGGAAGAGGCUUGACAGCUUCAGCUGUGUCCGGGGUCCAAGCUUUCUUUCAUCCAACGUUCAACCACGAUGGCACAGGUGAGAGCCAGCAGUCGCCUUUAACGUUCCGCAGAGAUGGAGGACGACCUGCUGUCGGAGGACGACGUCUUGCUGUGGUCAGAAAAAGAGUUCCAUGAUGCCGCAAGAAGGAACGACACAGGGAGAAUGCAGGAACUAAUCAAGAAGGGUGUGGAUGUAAAGGCCAAAAAUAAAAUAGACAGGACGGCGCUGCACUGGGCAGCGGGAGCAGGGAAUGAACAGGCUCUACGUCUGCUACUGGACCAUGACACUGAAGUAGAUGAGAGGGAUGUUUUUGGCAUGAAUGCUCUGCUGUUGGCAUCGUGGUUCGGCCACCUAAAGAUCCUGCAAAUCCUGGUGUCCUACGGAGCAAAGAUCAACUCUGAAAACAAGGAAGGUCUCAGCAUGCUGCACUGCGCUGCCCAGCGAGGCCACAUCACAGUAUUGGAAUUCAUCAUGGAAGACCUGGAAAACAUCUGUCUGGACAGAGUUGACAAGUCGGGGAAGACGGCCCUUCAUCUGGCUGCUGAAAACGGACACUUUGAGGUGGUGGAGUUUCUGAUUGGAAUGGGCUGCACGCAUGGUUUGAAGGACAAGGAUGAGAACACGGCCGCGCAUCUGGCAGCGCAGCGUGGCUUCACGGAGCUCCUUCAGAUGCUGCUGGAGACUGGAGUGGAGGUGGAUGAGGUGAACAGGGAAGGUCUCACAGCGUUGCACCUGGCGGCCGAUGGAGGUCACUGUGAGUGUGUCAAACAGCUGCUAGACUCUGGCUGUAAUGUCAAUGCGCAGACGAACAAGCAGGUGACCGCUCUUCAUUACGCGGCCCAGCGCGGCUUCGACAGGACGGUCUCCUUGCUCCUUGACGCAGGAAUCAGCAUCAACGCAGUAGACAGUCAACACAACACAGCGCUCCACUUAUCUGUGUUCAACAAUCACACUGAGGUGGUCCGGCAGCUUGUCAACGCCGACUGCGAUCUGAACAUCACCGAUAAAAGAAAGCAGACAGCUUUGCACAUAGCAGCGGAGCAUGGCUGGCAGGACCUGGCUGAGAUGAUGCUGAUAUCUGGUGUUAACCUCAAUCUGACAGAUAAGCAGGGUAAAACGUGUGUGGAGGUGGCGGCCAGAGGAAACCAUGUGAUUCUGGUUGAUAUGAUCAUCAAAGCAGAUCGAUUUUAUAAAUGGGAGAAGGAUCACAUGGAUGGUGGGCAGGAUUCCUGGGUCAGACCUCUGAGCUUCAAGCAGGACCGCCAACCAGAGACGCAGCACAUCCGCUCUGUCCUGUGGAGCCUGGCCACAAAGCAUCUUUGCCGUGGGGAGUGGAAAAUCCUGGCACAACACUGGGACUUCAGUGAUGCGCAUAUACGAGCCAUAGAACAACAGUGGACGGGUAUGAAAAGCUACAAAGAGCACGGCCACCGCAUGCUGUUGAUCUGGCUCCAUGGAGUGGCGACUGUGGGGGAGAACCCAAUCAAAGGCCUGUAUGAGGGGCUGGUGGAGAUCUCACGCACAGAUUUGGCAGAGUGUAUCCGGCAGAAGGCCAACGCAGAGACCAGCUCUCCCAAGAUGUGCUCUGCAAUGUGAUCCGCACGGAGUGAGGAUGACGGCAACACAAGAAAAACCAAGGGUUCGGUUCACAUCAGAGUCAUACGUGGGUGUGAUCUGUUUACACAUUCACAAUGAACUGUGAUUGUUCACAAAGCAUUAAGUUGUGACAAAGGUGGAUAUAAAUGACCGAUUUUCAUUACUGAUGCAUUAGAAAACACCAGCUGCCAACACUUAUAUUGUGAUGUACUGGUGUAUUUGUGCUAACAUAACAUCUUGUACAAUUGAGAGCUGUACUAUAUAUAUAUAUAUAUAUAUAUAUAUAUAUAUAUAUAUAUAUAUAUAUAUAUAUAUAUAUAUAUAUAUAUAUAUAUAUAUAUAUAUAUAUAUAUGCAAUAUGCAAAAAAAUUAGUGCAAGGAAGAGAGGCAAAGAUAGUCCAUUUUGCUCCAGCCAUCCCACUCCCUGCACACUGCACAGUCCUUCAGCUAUUAGUCAUUAUCUUCAUUAGUUAUAAAUAUUGUAUUGUAUAUUUUAAGUUGGUCAAGUGUUCUCCACAGAUGACUGAUAUUAACAUGCCUGCUGAUGCGUGUAGGACUUUGUUCACUUUGUUGUGUUUGAUUUAAAAUGGUGCUAUAUGAAUAAACUUGGUUCAGCACUUUCACAUCUGAACUGCACUGUAGAUAUCUGUGAGGGAAUCAAUCAACAACCACAUAUGGGCAUUCAAAAUUAAACCUACCAGCAUCUCUGGUUUAUGAACUGUUGUGCUCUGGUUUAGUGGCCUUAAUGAAGUAUUGUACUUUUAGAGUCUAACACAGUUAUUCGUCAGUUUGAUGACAGACGCUUCUCCAUGAGAAACAUAAGGAAACCAAUCUGUUUAAAACCACCCUCCACAUCAAAUGAGGAGGUAUAUUUGUGCAUGCUCAGCUGUUGAUGUCACAAAUUUAACUGUCACAAAGUUAAGGCAUGGAUUCAACUUGAUGUUUUUGUCCACAUGAAAUGUGUGUGGAUUAUGGAGAAAUGGUACAGUGUAUUAUGUUGUACCAAUACACUGCAUAUACUGUACUUUAUCUCAUAAAUACAUAUUUUAAAUGAUCA
Molecule: messenger RNA, 2724 nt
Organism: Betta splendens (Siamese fighting fish)
Lineage: Eukaryota; Metazoa; Chordata; Actinopteri; Anabantiformes; Osphronemidae
Gene: ankdd1a
Product: ankyrin repeat and death domain containing 1A
Exons: 15
Coding region: 144-1667 (507 amino acids)
Biological process (GO): signal transduction
Cellular component (GO): cytoplasm; nucleus
Molecular function (GO): protein binding
Source: RefSeq, a predicted model, not a curated record